GUGGGACCAGGUUACUACAGGGAUGAGAAUCAGAAACUCUGGAUGGUUGUAAGCCUGGGAUUUACUCCCGACCAUCCAAUUCAUAGCAGGCCUGAGUCCCCUAUGACUGUCACGUUGUGCUGGGUGAAUGAAUGCUGCCAGGAGCCCCUGUCCUCAUUCUCCUCCUGUUUGACAUGCCUCCCCGUGAUGUGGAAGAUUUGUUCUCAGUCAUUAUACAGUGGCACAGACUCAAGGCUCUGGAAAUUAGUGCACUCUUUUUUGGUUGACACCACAAGAUACCUGGUCCUAGAGAUGGAGAAUCAACCUGGUCGUGGCAACCCUUCAGGACCAUAUCCCUUGCACCCUCACUGAAGAUUUUAUGCAUCUACUUCUCUCCGUAUUCCACAUGUAUCCAGUUUCCAGUCUCUCCUACAUGGCCCAGCCCUGAACUUCACAUGAUCUGCUCCUGUGAGCCUGGCUGCCUGUGUCCUGAGCCUUCUCACUUCCUGGGUACAGCUGUGACUUUCUUGUCUCCUUCUGCCUCUGAUGCUGAUCUUACAGAUUGUCCUUCUAAAGACCUCUUGUCCAUUUGAACCCCUCCCCUGGCCUCCCAGUGCAGCAUGCCCCUCAGGUGAUUCUGAUCUGGAGGCGCCUGUGGAGCAGGUAUGGAUGGGGACUCCAUGCCAUGUGGAUCUCUGAGUUACCAAUGCUGGCUGGAAGUUGACCUGGUGCUGGGCAGAGGGCGCUGUGCUCCGAGCUUGAAGGCACAAUGGGAUGUGCACAGGGAGCAUCUGGUCACUUCUCCCACGUGCUCAGGACUUGGCUCCCAGAAGUGAUGCUGACCCUAAUCCCACCCCAAACUUGUUUUUAACUAAUUAAACUUACUGCUUUUACU
Messenger RNA from Mesocricetus auratus (golden hamster), 874 nucleotides. Its product is annotated as protein TCL1B3-like. Bases 43 to 351 code for a protein of 102 amino acids. The transcript has 4 exons. NCBI's taxonomy places the organism in Eukaryota, Metazoa, Chordata, Mammalia, Rodentia, Cricetidae. Gene Ontology annotation, molecular function: protein serine/threonine kinase activator activity. The record is from RefSeq and is a predicted model, not a curated record.